CAUACCUUUCAAAUAAUUUUCCAACUACCCCACAUCUCCAACUUUGUUUUUCUCCAUCAAAAUGAAGCUAUUCCUUCCUAUUUUCUUAACCAUUUUAGCCAUAACUUUUCUUAAAUCUCAUGCUCAAGACAACCAAACACAAUUCCUAGACGUCCACAACACGGUCCGUGCACAAGUUGGCGUACCCCCGCUUGCUUGGAACCACACACUAGCAUUGUACGCCCAACAAUUCGCCGAUAAAGUCAAGCAAACGUGUGAUAACACGGAGGAGUCAGGCGGACCAUACGGCGAGAACACGGCAUCCGGAUACGGGGCGUUUACGAUCGUCGAUGCGGUAAAUCAGUGGGUGGAAGAGAAGCCAAACUAUGAUCAUCAUUUGAAUGUUUGUAAGAAUGGAACAGAAUGUAAGCACUACAAACAAGUGGUUUGGAAUGAGUCUUUGUACGUUGGAUGUGCUAGUAUAUUUUGUGGCGCUGGUUGGCCUUUUGUAGUUUGUGAAUAUGAUCCUCCUGGAAAUAUUCAGGGUAAAUGGCCUUAUUAAUCAAUUAGCUAAUUAAAUUUGGUUAUGAAUAAUAUGAUUGUAGUAGGGGAUUGUGUUGUUAAUCUUCUUAUGCAUGGUUUUUCAAUUAUAUAACUAAAGAACUUUUGAGAUGCAAUAAAAUUGGUUUUCUGGACAAAUUAAUUAAGUCCAUUUUUAUUUGGA
Beta vulgaris subsp. vulgaris (sugar beet) is the source of this 703-nucleotide messenger RNA. RefSeq names its product pathogenesis-related protein 1B-like. The record is from RefSeq and is a predicted model, not a curated record. Lineage: Eukaryota; Viridiplantae; Streptophyta; Magnoliopsida; Caryophyllales; Amaranthaceae. The coding region runs from base 62 to 541 and encodes 159 amino acids. The transcript has a single exon.